AUGAACAAUGGAAGGACGCAACGUGAGGGUCGACAUGCGGAAUGCAAAUGCCGCGACUAUCCGCUUCUUGGAAAUGGUCGGCAUUCGAUAUGGGCAGUGAUGGCAUCCACAGUUUUGGGCAGCAUCGUCUGGCUGGAUCCGGCACCCCAAUUUGAGGUUCAUUUAACAAUGACGCGGCAUCGUCUUAUACCCUACCAAAAUGCAGAGCAGAACCCGAAAGAGAUGGUCAUGCUCCGUUUCCUUUGCUACCAUGCUGACACUUUAUCUGAGUCACUUGCUUCUAAAGACGCUACACAAUUGGUUCCACAGUUCGCUACCGACGACUACUUGGUAAAUUUACUUGCGGCAUCACCCCUUCGCAAAGACACGUAGUCCUACAAAGAUAAAUGAAAGAACAAAGGCCAAACAGUUGCUUCUGUCUGACAUUCAUGUAUAACCAUAAAUAAUAUGUGACACAUGAGUAGUGUAAUAUUGUUUGUAUGGAGCUUAACAUUGUCGUGUAUAGUGCGUCUCUUUUUUGGUAUAAAAUGUUCACUUAUGG
Cylicocyclus nassatus is the source of this 541-nucleotide messenger RNA. The record is from the annotation of a GenBank genome assembly. NCBI's taxonomy places the organism in Eukaryota, Metazoa, Nematoda, Chromadorea, Rhabditida, Strongylidae.